CGCGCGCGCGCGCUGAAAGGGACUGGGCCUUCUCGGCCUCCGUCCCUUUCCUGAAGCGUCUUCCGGGCCGUCCUCCGCCGCCAAAGGGGCUCGGAGGCCCACGGAGGCGGUGGCUGUGCGGGAGCCAUGGCAGAUUACUGGAAAUCGCAGCCCAAGAAAUUCUGUGACUACUGCAAGUGCUGGAUAGCAGACAACAAGCCUAGUAUUGAAUUUCAUGAAAGAGGAAAGAACCAUAAGGAAAAUGUGGCUAAGAAAAUUAGCGAGAUUAAAAAGAAAAGUUUGGAAAAAGCAAAAGAAGAAGAGAAAAUGUCAAAGGAAUUUGCAGCCAUGGAGGAAGCUGCAAUGAAGGCGUAUCAGGAGGAUUUGAAGAGGCUUGGAGCUAAGCCAGAAUCUGUAGGUUCAGCCCCGAAAAAGCAAGAAGAAAAACGAGUAAAGAAGGAGAAGAGGAAAAAAGAGACAAAGACCCCAGAAACAUCAUCAAAUGAAACAAAAGAAUGGGUGCGAGGAUUUUCUUCAGAGGGCUACAUGUAUUACUAUAACACCCUAUCGGGAGAAUCACAGUGGGAGAAACCAGAAGGAUUUGAAGACAACCUUCAGGAUUCCCAAAGGCUAGCCCAGUGGGUGGAAGGAGUGAGUGAAGAUGGUCAGACCUAUUACUACAAUACAGAAACUGGAGUAUCAACCUGGGAGAAGCCUGAUGGUUUUGUGUCGUCUUCAAACAAAAGCUGUCGAGAGGAAGACCAUUCUGGAGAGGGCCCGGAAGCAAAUUCAAAGGGAACUGAGUCAGAUGCUGGAAAGGGGGGUAGUAAAAAGGAGCUGCAGAAACGCCAACAGAACAUCCAGCAGAAAGCAGAAAGUGAUGAAGGACAGGCAAAGCCUUGCAGGCCGAAAAAGAUCAGCCCUUAUGGAGAAUGGCAGGAAGUGAAACCAGAAAGUGUGGAGCCUGAGGGUGGAGCAGCGCCUCCCCCAAGAACGCCCCAGGCAGCCUCGGCCACAGCCAAGCCUUACGGCGAAUGGGAGGAAAUCACUGAAGAGGAAGACCCUUAUGAAAAAGUAGAUUUGGAACUUCCCAGUACAGAGAAUGACUCUCUGCCAGCCCCAGUUCUAGAAGUACCAGAGGAUGCUAAAUUGAUAUUCAAGGAAAAAACUGUCACUUCUCUCUCUGACACAACAGCAGGGGUAUCAGUUUUCAAAAAACGGAAAUUUGAAAACGGAAAAUUGAGAAACAUACGGCAAAGACUGAGUGAUCACUGAUAAUUCAACCGCACUAUCUGGUUGCUCUUUCAGUGGAGGCAAAGAGAGGAAAUAUUUUUAAAGUUUCUUUCCAGAGGAUGGUCAGAAAUCAAGGCUUUUAGUCUUCAAAAGUGUCCUGUGUACAGAUUAAUCUCUUGUUUUUUUGCAGAUACUGUUUUGGUUUGCUCAAAGGAAAUUUUCAUUUAAGCAAUUGUGUAAAUAUAUAUGUAUAUAUAUAUAUAUUUUUACAUCCUGUGUUGUAUGAACUCCUGGUGUUUUUUUUUUUGUUUGUCCUGUGCACGCUUGAGUGGGAAGGCAUCAUUGAGCUCAAGGGGAAGUAUUCAGUCCCUGGGGGCGGUUGCCUUCCAAAUAGGAGUCCGCUAUGUGGUACUGUUUGUCUUAAGACAACUGAUUAACAGAAGGUGAUGAAAUGUCGUCAUCCUGUUAAAAAUAUGAAUGUAUAACCAGACAAUUCUUAAUUCAUUAGACUUAACAGAGGCUUGGACAAAUUCACUUUGUUCUAUCUUGGACUUUAGUCUGCAGUUCAGUUAUGAGGAUCUGCCGCCUCUUUGGCUAGGACUGGAUUGCUUUUUCCCUCAAAUUAUGUUUUCUUUUUAAACAAAAUCCGUUUUUGUCUUAAUAACACAUUGCCCAGGUCUCAAGUAACUAACCCCUGCAGCCACAUUUCUGUGCACCCCCUCCAUCAGAAUAAAGAUCUUUUUACUGCUUGCCAUGA
Messenger RNA from Eublepharis macularius, 1969 nucleotides. It is a transcript of the gene WBP4, whose product is annotated as WW domain binding protein 4. The coding region runs from base 127 to 1254 and encodes 375 amino acids. Gene Ontology annotation, biological process: mRNA splicing, via spliceosome. NCBI's taxonomy places the organism in Eukaryota, Metazoa, Chordata, Lepidosauria, Squamata, Eublepharidae. The record is from RefSeq and is a predicted model, not a curated record. Gene Ontology annotation, molecular function: protein binding; RNA binding; zinc ion binding. The transcript is spliced from 10 exons. Gene Ontology annotation, cellular component: precatalytic spliceosome; nucleus.